UUGAGCCUAUGGUCGCCGGUUUUACUGCCGUAUGCCACCAUUACGACUUUGACGCCGAAACACCAGGAAAUGGCUAUCGUUCCCUGAUUAAGGUUUUACUGUCAUGCCUUGUUCAUAUCAUACAAAAGGCCCGCUACAUUGCCUCAAAUCACAAGAGCGCCUUCUUCAGGGCAGACCACAACGUCUCAGAGAUGGAGGCGUACUGCAGCGCACUUUGCCAGCUACGUGCGCUCUUCUACCUGGCCAAGCAUCUCAUCAACGACAAUGACUUGGGCCAGCUGUACUCCCUGCAAGACCUCGAAUUGAGUCACAAAUUUGUGCAGGAGUACAGCUCCAUGCAUAAAGCCUGUUUCUAUGGUCGAUGCCUGGGUUUUCAGUUUUCACCAAGUCUUCGUCCAUUCCUCCAGACUGUUGUCAUAAGCAUGGUGUCAUAUGGUGAGGCAUAUGGUAAACAGCAAUCAAAUAUUAAUAUUAAGUAA
This is a messenger RNA of Doryrhamphus excisus (bluestripe pipefish), 479 nucleotides long. Lineage: Eukaryota; Metazoa; Chordata; Actinopteri; Syngnathiformes; Syngnathidae. The record is from RefSeq and is a predicted model, not a curated record.